UCCUUCACCAUACAGAGCUCCAGACCUCCUCUGGGAACAUCCAAGACACAUCAGUACACUACAGGCCCUGCAGACGUUUACUCACCUCUCAACAGCUCAACAGCUGCUGGUACUCUGGUAUUUAAUCAGAUGUGCUUCUGAGUUGUCAGUAGACUUGAAUAGAGGGAUUUAAAGCCGCUGACUGAUGAAGUUUUGGAGCAUGAGGGUGAGCCAAGUGUUGCAGUUGUCCACUUUACUGGUAGGACUUCGCCAUAUCUGGUGUUCUCCUGCACUAGGUCAGGUUCCUGUGUCUCAGGUGAAGAUGCUCUCGCUGGGUCUGGCUCACCUGCUGGAAGGGGUGAGUGAGAACGUGGAGCGACUGGAGCAGCACGGAGAAAUGAUGGGAAGAGAGAUGGACGGGGCAACAAAGCGUUUGGAGAGCCUUCGUAAGAAAAAUAUACAAGUGGGACGGACUCACAAACAGGUGAGGAAGGUCCUGCAGACAUUGUCUGCCAGGAGGGACAGACAAUGGAGGACAGUCAGAGACCUGCAGAAGGAGUCGGAGGAUCUUGAGACUGAACAGGCAGCCAUGCAACGCCGCAUGAACCGGAUCCUCCAGAGUAUGAAGAGCCUGACUGAGGCAAGGUCAGGGGGUGGGGCUUAUACUGACAUCAGCUCCAUGAAGGUUCUCAUUGAUAAACAGGCCCGAAGACUUGCCAGCCUGACCUCUGAGGUCUCUGCGUGGGAGAGAAUGAUCGACAGACGCCAGCAGUACAUCGAACAUCUGGAGAAACAGCUGUCUUCAGAUGCCUAAAAGCCUCCCAGCAGCGCAGAGGGCAGAGGUUCACCCAGACUGUGACCGAUGAGCACAGCUGCAUCAACACUGUGUCUCUGACCAACUUACAGGCUGAGACUGAUGCUGCAAAACUGACAAGGCAAACAGCUCUGACAGUCAGCCAUGUGAGACGUCAGUGCCUCUUUAAACUUGUGCGCCAUCUGCAUCUCACAAGGACGUAUUGUUUUUUUACAGCAUAAAGCAAAUAUUUUUACCCAAAACAUAAUAAAACAUCUCAAUUUCAACAAAAUUAAGUAUGAAUAUAUAUAUUAAAGAUCAAACCUCUUUUUACCAAUUUUUGAGCUUUGGAGCCUAAUGCAAAAAGCUGUUUGGAUUCCUCAUCUCGUAUUUAUAAAUCAAAAUCAUCUCACCAAUCCUCAGAUUUAUAUGGAGGCCUCUUAGAGAGGCCGGACUCUCAAGCUGGGCACCAGUGAUUAAACUAGCUAACUAUUGUUCAAGUAAUUAAAACAAUAACACCCCCUCUGUUCUGUGAAACUUCUUUUACUUUACGGGAGAUUCUUGUGUUAUUCAGAGUGCUUAAAAGCAGGGCUUUUACUUCUAAUAGAGCAUUUUUCUAUGUUAUUUAGAGUUCGUUGUGUCAAAUAUGUUGUGGAAGUGUUCUGUCCUCAGCUGCCUGUUUCUAAAGGUUUGAAAACACUACUUGACCUGUUCCUGAGUCAUCACGUUGUGGCUCUGACUUUCACAAUGUUGUGGUGAUGAUGAAACAACUCACGAAGAUAGUUUGCACACACUCACUGAAAUAAACAUGAGCGUAGUGAGACGGCUGUUCAGCACACCCACCGAUAAAACAAAUCAUCCAGUCGAGUCACACUGAAAUUUUUAAGAACUAAAAACUGAAAAGGCAAAGUUAGACUUGGUCAUGCUUUUAGACAUUAUUUAACUUACAAGUUACACGAAAGAACACAGAAAUUAAAAGACUGUGCCAGAAUAUUGAGCUAAGACUAUAUUCUAGGAUUCAACACCUGUCGCACAGCUCUUUAACGAGCAACAGAGAAAACAGUGUUUGUCAUUUUGAUGUCUCCGGACUGAAAUUUGUUGGAAAUUAUACAUGUUUUGACCUUGAUCCUAUAUUACAGAUGAUCUGGAUGUUGGUUUUAUGUGUUCGUGUUGUGGGUGGGCCAUUCUUGAAAAUGAGAUUUUUGAUCUCUGUUAUACUUUUACCUGGAUACGUAAUGGACAUAUACUCCCUGGCUUAAAGAAGAAGAAGAAGAAGAAGAAGAAGAAGAAGAAGAAGAAGAAGAAGAAGUCACCACCUGGAUUUAACUAAGAAAACAGGUAAACCAAGAAAACAGUUGAGAUUACUGAAGCUGCUGAAACUGGGUUAAGAACUGUCCGAUACAUUAUUAAAACCUGUAGGGAUAGUGGUCAACCAUCAAACCGCAGUUAUAAACCCAGAGUUUUGAAUUUUGUGGCUGCAUGAUUUUUUGUUUUAGUUCCAUAUUGUUUACGGUCUUCAGUUAUUCUGGUACUUUUGUGUCUUUUUGUCAUUUAUGCCUUUAGUUGUGUUGCUUAGGGUGGCUUUAGGUGUGUGAGCUCCCUUUCGGGAUCCCAUUCUGUUCUUUCAGUCCUGUCUCUAUGGUUGUCUUGCUGCAUCAAGUUUGUAUGUUUAAGUCUUUGUCUCGGCUUAAGUUAUUUCUUGUUUUAUUUUGAUAGUCUCUCAUCUGGUGUGCCUUAUGUUGAGUUUAACUUCCUUUGUCUCAUUAUUCCUGAUUUGUUCCUGCUGUGUUUCUCACCUGUUUUUCUUUAGCCUCAUUACUUUUUGUAUGCAUUGAGUCUCCUCUUGCCCUUUGUCGUGUCCUCUCCUCCUUUCCCUGUGUUUCGUGACAUUUUUUAAUAUUUGGAUGUUCUGUAUUCCUCUGAGUUAUGGUGUUAAAAAACGCCACAGGGAUAGCAGGCUGUAAUCAAAGCUAAAGGUGGUCUAAUGCUGUGUUUGUUUGUUGUUGUUUUCUAAAGUGUAUUGUGCUUAGUAUUACACAACACUGCAUAACCAAUA
Molecule: messenger RNA, 2828 nt
Organism: Oreochromis niloticus (Nile tilapia)
Lineage: Eukaryota; Metazoa; Chordata; Actinopteri; Cichliformes; Cichlidae
Exons: 4
Coding region: 185-793 (202 amino acids)
Source: RefSeq, a predicted model, not a curated record